AUGUUCUCACUCUCUGAGCAAGAGAUUCAAGAUUUAAUUGAUAAGCACAAUGGGAAAUGCAUGAACAAAGAAAAUACUCCAGAAUAUGAUUUAAAAACUGUGGUUGAAUGUGGAUUGAUGUUUUUAUACGGUAAACAACAUUUAAAAGGUGGUAAAGUAGUUCAGUGUGCAGAAAAACUCAAUUUAUACAAGAAACAUAAGUGCAGAGAGGGUGACAAGAAGAUAUGUAAGCAUUAUAAAUCUAGAUUUUUGGAUAUUACUAACAUCAAUCCCCUUGAAAAGACACAAAAUACUCUUAAAACAUGUUGGACUGGUCAUAAUCUUGCAAUUUUGACUGCCGAUUUCACACUUCAAGGAUAUUUUAAAAGGGAUUUGCUUUUUCAAAAGAAAUUCCCACCUGCGAGUUCGAUAAUUGCAGGAGCAGAUAAAAUCUGUGUUGGUUUAUUUUCUAGGGGAAGUUGUUUAUUUUGA
Messenger RNA from Vittaforma corneae ATCC 50505, 471 nucleotides. RefSeq lists its product as uncharacterized. NCBI's taxonomy places the organism in Eukaryota, Fungi, Microsporidia, Nosematidae. The transcript has a single exon. Bases 1 to 471 code for a protein of 156 amino acids. The record is from RefSeq and is a predicted model, not a curated record.